AUGUCGUUGGGAACUCCGCAAAUGGACGCCACAAUGAUCGUGCACACUCCUUCGUCGAGUGCGAAAGGCGAGCUGCUGUCGCCGGAUUUCAGCGACAGUAUCAAGCAGUUCUUGCCUACGGAGGUGUCCGGAUCUGAAGAAGUAGAAGACGACGAAGAUGACGAAGAGGAUGUCGAGAACUUAGAUGAGGAUGACCAUUGCGAGCAAGAGAGAGAGGCAGACACAGCUACAGGCGCAGCAGAUAGCCAGGAGCCACAACCUGCUGCUACGAGUGCGGCUACCACGAAAUUCCGUGGUCGCCCCUCGUCAUGUGUGUUUGUCGCGAGCCUGGCUGCCUCUCUUUCUGACGACGAGCUGUGUCUUUCUGUUACGGAAAACUUUAAGAAGUAUGGCCAAUUGACCAUGGUGAAAGUGCUCAGGGAUCCUGCAAACAGGCCCUAUGCUUUUGUACAAUAUACAAACGACGCUGAUGCUAAAUCUGCCUUGAAUCAAGCGCAGGGGGGCCUUCUAAAUGGGCGCACUAUCCGCUGCGAGCCGGCGCGUGUGAACCGAACGCUGUUCCUCAGUUACAAGGGUCGAUUUACCAAUUUGGACCCACCCUCAUUGGUUUCCGCGGCUGUUGUUAGUAAAAUGAUGGCCAAGUUUGGGGAGCUAGAGCAACUGGUUGCCUGCAGAGACCAAUAUCCACAUCGAAAAAACUAUUGUCAAGCACCUUCUAACAGAAGUAACGCGUGGUUCGUCCAAUUUGCAUUCCGAGACGAUGCUAUUCGUGCCUUUGCCAACCUCAAAACUGAUUAUAAUUGGGUAGUGGAAUGGGCCCAAAAUAUAGACGCAGCUCCUCAUAUGAACUUGUUGAACAAUGGUGACGGCCUGGCUAUAUCAGGGGAUAAUCAAUCACCAGAUGAAGAGUUUGUAGACAAUUUUGGUGUCGUCAAUGAAAACUCUAGUACACAGAUUAGAGGGAACUUCAGCGACGUGGUCAUUGACCAAAAAUCCAUUUUCAUCGGCCAGUUGGAUUCAAAGGCGACCGAAAAAGGCCUCUAUGACCGAUUCUCAAGGCAUGGUCCAAUUAUCGACGUAAACUUGUUGGUAAAACCAAAUAAUGUUUUUGCAUUUAUCAAGUUUGCUACAGAGGAAGCUGCUGUAGCUGCUCUUGAAAUGGAAAACCAUGCUAUUUUCUUGAAUAAAACCAUGCACGUUCAGUAUCGUGAAGUGGGCGGUAGUAGGAAGUCCAGGCGUGGUAGUAGAAACACCUCCCUCAGUCAUGUCGACAACCAACAGGCAAACCACAAUUCACAUCAUUACCACCAUCAAGGUUAUUGCCCAGUUGCAUCUGGACCUGCCAUUAGUGGUGCAGGUAACCAUGGGCUUUCCUACAAAACUCCAUAUCAACCACCACGUUUAAAUUUAGCUCCUCCACCCAUUAACGUGGGCAAAAGAAGAUCAAGUACAGGCUCUGGCCCUCUCUACUCCACAUACCCAUCGUACCAAGAACUCCAUGGUUAUAAUCAACAGCAUCAAAAUCAACUGUCUGUUCUAUCGGGGCCUAAAAAGUUCAAAACAAACUCCCGGCGCAAGAGUGUUGAAAUCACCAAAUCCCAAGGCGGCCAUUGUGAUUCGAAUAAGGAUACUAAAGUCGAUAACUCGAUUGCUGCCGACGAAAAUUCAACUAAUCAUUCAUUCAUCGCAGAAACAACAACGUCAGACGACUCAGUAUCAGCAGAUACUAAUGAUGCAUCUACCAUGGCAACUUCUUCUCACUAUACAACAUCCGCGGGCGGAAUUAAUUACAAAAAGAGACUUGAUGAGUAUAAGAAACGCGGAAAUUAUCCCACUUUUGAUCCGUAUUAUUAUCCACCGUAUUACUACCCGAUCGAUUAUGCCAUGGGACCGGCCCCACCCGCAGGUCACAUAACACCUUUAAACUCCUCAGGAAGUCCCUCCCACUCUGGCCUUGGGGCUAAUCAUUCUUGCUUCAUGUAUUAUCCUGUUCCCCACAUCAGUGGUAUGGAAUCUGGUGAAGUGCAUAACCUGAUGGGAACCCCUCACCUUGCUGCAUCGCCUGGGGCUCUUGGGCAUGCUGUAAUCCCAAUACCGAUUUCACAGCAGCACUUUAUACCUAUGGAUACCAAUCCAAAAUUCAACGGGGGCGCCAACAGAAACCUCGACUACUGA
Messenger RNA from Lachancea dasiensis, 2175 nucleotides. The record is from the annotation of a GenBank genome assembly. Lineage: Eukaryota; Fungi; Ascomycota; Saccharomycetes; Saccharomycetales; Saccharomycetaceae.